UCGGUACGUGUCCGUGUAGGAAAUAGUGUGAGCUAAGGAAACUAAAAUAUUCUAUUCACAAGCCUCACUCUUUAAAUACUGCUUUGCAUUCAACGACAUUGCCUAAGUUUUCUCUCCUUUCCACCAACAACCCUUCCGUCUUAAUUUGCCUUCCAAUUUGGACUGUUUGGUUCUUAAAACCCACUCCAAAUUCCUUCCUCUGAAUCCAUCAUCAAUCCAUGGGGUUCCAAAUAACUCCCACGUCACCCGCCGGAAAAUGGCUUGGAUUUGUCGCCGCCGUUUGGGUCCAAGCCAUCUCCGGCAACAAUUACACCUUCUCAAACUACUCAGACGCACUCAAGUCCCUCAUGGCCCUCACUCAGCUCCAACUCAACAACCUCUCCGUCGCCAAAGACGUCGGCAAGGCCUUCGGCAUCCUCGCCGGCCUCGCCUCCGACCGCCUCCCCCCGCCGGUCCUCCUCCUCAUCGGUUCCAUCGAAGGAUUCAUUGGUUACGGUGUCCAAUGGCUUGUCGUCAGCCAGAGAAUUCAACCUCUCCCUUAUUGGCAGAUGUGUAUAUUUCUGUGUAUGGGAGGGAAUAGCACGACAUGGAUGAACACAGCAGUUCUGGUGACUUGCAUUCGGAAUUUCCAGAAGAACAGAGGACCGGUUUCUGGGAUUUUGAAAGGGUAUGUGGGGUUGAGCACCGCCAUAUUCACUGAUCUCUGUACUGCUCUGUUUUCCGAAGACCCUUCCACUUUUAUUCUCAUGCUCGCAAUUGUCCCCUUCCUUGUCUGCCUGACAGCAGUACUCUUCCUCCGUGAAAUCCCGCCGUCGUCGACGUCACGGGAAGAGAAAGAAGAAGUCCGAUACUUCGGAGUUUUCAAUGUCGUUGCUGUCAUUGUUGCUCUAUAUUUGCUGGCAUUUGAUGUUUCCGGAGCUCAUGGAGUAUUGUUUUCUCGAAUCUUUGCUAUUAUACUUCUCGUCCUCUUAGCUUCGCCAUUAUCGAUCCCUCUUUACCUUGCACUCCAGAAUUUUAACAGCUCCGAUUCAAAAUCUAGUUUGGAUGUUGAGCGUCAGGUGAAAGAACCGUUGCUGGUUCAGGAUAUUGGAGCUAAGUCGGAGACAGGGAAGAAGAUGGAGGUGGCAGUGGUGGAAAAUGGAAAUGGGUUGGUGGCAGUGGAGGAAAUGGUGGGGAAAGAUGAGGCGGAGGUGGAGAUUGAGCGGAGGAGACCGGUGAUUGGAGAAGACCACACGAUUAUGGAGGCGUUGAGGACCAUUGAUUUUUGGAUUUUGUUUGUAUCAUUUCUUUGCGGAGUGGGGACUGGUUUGGCUGUGAUGAAUAACAUGGGACAAAUGGGGCUGGCUCUUGGCUAUGUGGAUGUGUCCAUUUUCGUUUCACUCACUAGCAUUUGGGGAUUCUUUGGUCGCAUUAUUUCGGGUUCGGUUUCGGAGUAUUUCAUCAAGAAAGCUGGAACACCAAGACCUCUUUGGAAUGCAGCUUCGCAAAUUCUUAUGGCUGUCGGGUACAUUCUGAUGGCCAUGGCAUUGCCUGGUUCACUAUACAUUGGCUCAAUAAUUGUCGGGAUAUGCUAUGGAGUCCGCCUUGCUGUCACAGUUCCAACUGCCUCUGAACUAUUUGGCCUCAAAUAUUACGGUCUCAUCUACAACAUUUUAAUCCUCAACCUUCCGCUAGGCUCCUUCCUCUUCUCCGGCCUGCUUGCCGGAUUCUUAUACGACGCACAAGCUACUGAAACCGCCGGAGGUGGGAACACAUGCAUAGGUCCCCACUGUUACAGGCUUGUGUUUGUGGUCAUGGCUAUUGCUUGCAUUGUUGGAUUUGGUUUGGAUGUCUUACUGUCAAUCAGAACAAAGACACUGUAUUCCAAGAUUUAUGCUAGCAAGAGGUCAAGGAAAUCAGGAGCAGUACCUAAUGUCCAUUGAGUGAUCAUGAGUAAGUAUUCAAUACUCCGGGAUACCGGGAAAAUAGUACUCCCGACCAAUACAAGUUUGCUAUUUCCUAUCGGGAAAUGUUUUAUUUUGUUGGCUGGGGGUAUUCAAUAACCGCUAUCCCGGGGCUUUAAAUAUUUUUGUGAGUGAUCACAGGCUCAUCAAGAUGGGAGGACAAGAAGUAUGGGAUUGAUGGGCAAUUUCCUAAUGAAAUCCUUGCUUCACUUUUAGCUUUAUCUGAUAUCUCCCAAGAUCAGAGGCAUUGUACUGUAUGAGUUUCCGCAUAUUCCUCAUGAGAGCAUAAUAAUUGUUUGGAUUAAUAUUGCAUUUCAUAAUUCUAGAGCUCUAGUUAAAUUUGUUCCAUUUGUUGUAGCUUAAUGCAGUUGUAUUUUAGUUGAAUUCUAGAGAAAGAAAUGAAAAAACAAUUGUUAUAUUA
Molecule: messenger RNA, 2364 nt
Organism: Cornus florida
Lineage: Eukaryota; Viridiplantae; Streptophyta; Magnoliopsida; Cornales; Cornaceae
Product: protein NUCLEAR FUSION DEFECTIVE 4-like
Exons: 3
Coding region: 219-1922 (567 amino acids)
Cellular component (GO): membrane
Source: RefSeq, a predicted model, not a curated record